Molecule: messenger RNA, 7494 nt
Organism: Mya arenaria
Lineage: Eukaryota; Metazoa; Mollusca; Bivalvia; Myida; Myidae
Product: GTP-binding protein 10-like
Exons: 9
Coding region: 75-1238 (387 amino acids)
Cellular component (GO): mitochondrion
Molecular function (GO): GTP binding; magnesium ion binding; GTPase activity
Source: RefSeq, a predicted model, not a curated record
UCUGAGCCAAGCGUUUUUGAAACAAAUAAUGAUGAGUUUUUCUGAAAUAGUUCACGUGACGUUUAAAUGUUGACAUGAAUUUCCAAAAGCAUACUAUACUUAUUUUAAGACGAUCAUAUUGUACAAAGAAAAAGAGACCCUUUUUUGACAAGCUGCGUAUUUAUGUGAGGGGCGGAGCAGGGGGUCAAGGUUACCCGAAAUUUGGUGGUAUUGGUGGAAAAGGCGGAGAUGUUAUGAUUCGGGCCCAUGAAAAGUCAACGCUAGAGAAAAUUGUCACCAUUAACCCAUUGAAAAGAUUUACGGCAGCUUCAGGGGGCAACAGUUCGAGGAAGAUAUUGCUUGGAUCAUCUGGAGAGCCACAUAUUAUUCCUGUUCCUCUCGGUGUUACAAUCUCAACUGAUGAAGGACGUGUGAUUGGUGACCUGAAUGUUGAGGGGGAUGAGGUUGUGGUGGCAAAUGGCGGAGCACCUGGAAGCCCUGAGAAUGAUUACCUGGGACGUAAAGGAGAAGCCAUGUCAUUGGUCCUAGAUCUCAAACUCAUUGCUGACAUUGGUCUGGUUGGGUUUCCCAAUGCGGGUAAAUCUACAUUUUUGACCACCAUAUCCAGGGCCAGCCCUAAGAUUGCUGCAUACCCUUUCACAACUCUACGUCCCCAGAUUGGCACCAUGAUGUACCCUGAUCAUAGACAGAUCACAGUAGCUGACCUGCCCGGUUUGAUCGAGGGUGCUCACCUCAACUAUGGUAUGGGCCACAAGUUCCUGAAGCACGUGGAACGCACCAAGAUGUUGCUGUUCAUGGUCGACAUCAACGGAUUCCAGCUCAGUCAGGAUUACAUUUUCCGCAAUGCCUUUGAAACAAUUCUUCUGCUUAAUAAGGAAUUAGAGCUGUACAAUAAAGAUCUCCUCCACAAGCCAGCUGUGAUAGCUCUAAACAAGAUCGAUACUGACCGGUCUGGCAAGCUCACCGACAGCAUUAUAGACAAGAUCAAACAUAUGCCAGAGUUGGUUUCGGACGUUGAUGAAAAAUUGCGGCCAAAGAAUUUGAUCCGUUUCCGAGAAGUGUACAAAAUCUCCACAAAGCACAAAAUUAACACAGAAACCAUGAAAGAAAGACUCAGAGCUUUACUGGAUGUGUUUUAUGAACAGCAAAGAUCUGCUUUAGCCAAGGAGCGGUCUAGAGAGUUGAGCAAACUGCAGAAUGUUUUAGGCCAAGAACAGCUGAAUAAAAAAAUUGUGUAAAGUCUUCAAAUAUACUCUUUUUAAUGAUUAUUGACUCAUGUUUGUUUUGUGAUAGUUAAUUGUUUUAUGAUGAAUAAACAUUUUAAUGACAAUGGUAAGUUUUGUAAAAACAUAUGGUUAACUAUUUUUGUACAUCACAAUCUGUAUCUAUGUCUGAUAAAACGUUUUUUCAAACACAAUCAUUUUGAAAAGUUCUUCAUAGCUAGCCAUGGAACUAUGCAUUGAUCCACUUCAUAGCUAGCCAUGGAACUAUGCAUUGAUCCACUUCAUAGCUAACCAUGGAACUAUGCAUUGAUCCACUUCAUAGCUAGCCAUGGAACUAUGCAUUGAUCCACUUCAUAGCUAACCAUGGAUCCACUUCAUAGCUAACCAUGGAACUAUGCAUUGAUCCACUUCAUAGCUAGCCAUGGAACUAUGCAUUGACCCACUUCAUAGCUAACCAUGGAACUAUGCAUUGAUCCACUUCAUAGCUAGCCAUGGAACUAUGCAUUGAUCCACUUCAUAGCUAACCAUGGAUCCACUGCAUAGCUAACCAUGGAACAAUGCAUUGAUCUACUUCAUAGCUAGCCAUGGAACUUUGCAUUGAUCCACUUCAUAGCUAAUAAUGGAUCUAUGCAUUGAUCCACUUCAUAGCUAAGCAUGGAUCCUCUUCAUAGCUAGCAAUGGAACUAUGCAUUGAUCCACUUCAUAGCUUACCAUGGAUCCACUUCAUAGCUAAUCAUGGAACUAUGCAUUGAUCCACUUCAUAGCUAACCAUGGAUCCACUUCAUAGCUAACCAUGGAACUAUGCAUUGAUCCACUUCAUAGCUAACCAUGGAACUAUGCAUUGAUCCACUUUAUAGCUAGCCAUGGAAAUAUGCAUUGAUCCAUUUCAUAGCUAGCUAUGGAACUAUGCAUUGACCCACUUCAUAGCUAGCAAUGGAACUAUGCAUUGAUCCACUUCAUAGCUAGCCAUGGAAAUAUGCAUUGAUCCACUUCAUAGCUAGCCGUGGAACUAUGCAUUGACCCACUUCAUAGCUAGCCAUGGAAAUAUGCAUUGAUCCACUUCAUAGCUAGCCAUGGAACUAUGCAUUGACCCACUUCAUAGCUAGCCAUGGAAAUAUGCAUUGAUCCACUUCAUAGCUAGCCAUGGAACUAUGCAUUGAUCCACUUCAUAGCUAGCCAUGGAAAUAUGCAUUGAUCCACUUCAUAGCUAGCCGUGGAACUAUGCAUUGACCCACUUCAUAGCUAGCCAUGAAAAUAUGCAUUGAUCCACUUCAUAGCUAGCCAUGGAACUAUGCAUUAAUCCAUUUAACCCAAACUGAAUAGGCCAUGAUGUACAAGCUUACUGCAUUUACAUCAUUUUUAUAUUUCUAGAUAAAAUCAUUGUGUAAACAGUUGGUUGUUAACAUGAUACAGUCUUCAGUUUUGAUUGUAUCUCGAUGAAACUUGUACAGUAUCUAGAUAUCCAUUAGAGCUCGGUUCCUCUCAAAAACCAGCCAGAUCGGCCCAUGCAUGCCUAGGUUAUGGCCCUUUAUAGUAUAAAAAAAUGCUAUUGUGUAAACACUAGCUUGUGAACAUGAUACAGUCUUCAGUUUUGAUUGUAUCUCGAUGAAACUUGUACAGUAUUUAGAUAUCCAUUAGAGCUCGGUUCCUUUCAAAAACCAGCCAGAUCCAACCAUGCAUGCCUAGAUUAUGGGCCUUGAAAGUAUUAAAAAAUCAGUUUGUCUGUAAACAAUUGCUUGUGAACAUGAUACAGUCUUCAGUUUUGAUUAUAUCCCCCCCCCCCCGGAUAUUGUCCCGCAAGUGGUUGUUCAAAUUAUGCCCCUUGGGUCAAAACUGGCACUGCCUUGGGUGUCACAAUUUUCCUAGAGACUUAUUUAAGAAAUAUUUUCAAAAUCUUCUUUUUUCAAACCACAAGGCCCAUACCUUUGAUAUUUGUUGUGGAGCAUCAUAUGAUGCAAUAGAAAACAUUUGAAAUAAUGCCCCUUGGGCAAAAGCUGGCCCCACCCCUUUUGACCUACUUAUUAAUUUUUAAAGCUACAGUAAUGAAAUUUUGACCAUGUGAACAGUUUUGCAAACAAUCAUUAAUGUUGUCCUCGGAUGUCCUUGACUUUGACCUUUGACCAACUUUUUAUUUUUAAGGCUACAAAAAUGAAAUUUUGACGAUGAGUACUGUUUUAAAAGCAAAUAUAUCUUACCCUCAGAUUACCUUUACUUGGCACAUAUUAAAAUAGUUCAUGCAACUAAUCUGCUUACAACACUUCCUGUCCUCAGAUGUUGAACGUGCAGCGUUUUCAGCUAACCAAAACACUAAAAGUAAACUAUAUAUUUGUUGCCUAUUACUCAAACGUACAUGCUCUGGAUUGAAAAUGACCACAAGAGCCAUGCCAGUAGAGCAUAGGCCCUUUUGGGCCUCUUGUUUUGUUUUAGCUGGACUAUUAGAAGAAUAAGGAGGCUUUACAACCCAGCCCAGCAUCGGCAAGUAGGCAUUUUCACUUAUAACUCCAAUUCCCUUCAUUCAAUUCACUUAACACAGUUUUAAAGAAACAAUCACACAAUAAGGUUACAUAACUCCAUAUUAUCCUAAAAUAAAAUGGGGCCCCUGAUGGACUUAGGAACUUAGGUACAAGUUUUAUGGCACAUAGUGCCAGGUUAAAGUUUUACAGCAUGUGGGGAUAUUUACUAAUAACUUCUAUACCCUUUAUUUACUUGACUUAAUACUUCACAAGAUUAUUGAUGACCAUCUUACAGGUUACAGAGAACCAUUUCAUCCUAAACACAAAUUAUGGCCCCUGAUUGACUUAAGAACUUGGGUUAAAGUUUUAGGGCACAUUAUGUCUGGUUUAAGUUUAAGGGCAAGUUCGGACUUUCACUAAUUAUAUAUACACCCUUCUUUCAAUUGACUUCAUACUUAAACAGUUGGUUACGACCAUAACUCAAUAUUAACCCUAAAUACAAAUAAUGGCCCUUGAUUUUAUUUGUGAAAAGUGAAACCUGUUUAUUAGAAUGAUGUACACUGAUGUUGGGGCCAGGUGGCAUGAUGACAACUUCAAACUUAGGUAUGGUAUAGAAUAAAUUUAGUUAGGUUUGACCAAUGGUGACCAAACUUAGUAUAAAAGAAGAGUUUAUGGAGACCAAAUGGGAUUGCGUUUGGGGCCCCUAUGGUCAAGGUCACUGUUACUUAAAAUAGAAAAAUGGUAGGUCCUGAAAUUUUUUAGUUAAGGUAGAUAUAUUGCUACCAAACUUGGUAUCCAGAAAGAGUUUAUAGAGACCUUUCAUGGGAUUGCGUUUGAGGCCCCUAGGGUCAAGGUUAUUGUUACUUAAAAUAGUAAAAAUGGUUGGACCUUAAUAGCUUUAGUUUAGGUUGACAUAUUGCAACCUAACUUAUUAUAUAGGAUGAGUUUAUUGAGACCUUUCAUUGGAUUGCAUUUGGGUCCCUUGGGUAAAAUUUAAGGUCACUGUUACUAUUAAUAGAUAAUCAUUCAAUACUGAAGAGCUGUAGUUAAGAUUGAUAUAUUGUGACCAAACUUGGUAUGUUCGAAGUCAUUAUGGUAGACUACCAUUUGAAGCCCCUAGGGUCAAGGUCACUGUUAAUACAAAUGGUAAAUUACUGUUUAAACUGAAUCUCAAAAGGAAGGCCGAAGUUCUUCUGUCAAUUUAAUAUUGAAAACCUGUUUUUAGCUCACCAGAGCACAUCGGUCUUUGUCCGUCCCUCCAUCCGUCCGUUUUACUUAAAAAACAUCUCCUCUGAAACUUCCUGGCCAAAUUCAAUGAACUUUACAGGAAGCUUCCUUGGGUGACCCUUUACACAAAUACAACAAGGGGUCACGAUUGAUCUACAACAACUGCAACAACAACAAAAUGGCUGACUUCCUGUUUUGCUUUAAAAAAACCAUCUCUGAAACUACCUCUCCAAAUUCAAUGAAACUUUACAGGAAGCUUCCUUGGGUGACCCUCUACAAAAAUACAACAAGGGGUCAUGAUUUAUCAACAACAAAAACAACAACAACAUCAACAAAAUGGCCAACUUCCUGUUUUGCUUUAAAAAAAACAUCUCCUCUAAAACUACCAGUCCAAAUUCAAUUUAAACUUUACAGGAAGCUUCCUUUGGUAACCCUCUACAAAAAUACAACAAGGGUUCACGAUUGAUCAACAGCAACAACAGCAACAACAUCAAAAUGGCUGACUUCCGCUUUUGCUUUAAAAAAACUUCUCUGAAACUACCAGUCCAAAUUCAAUGAAACUUCCUUUGGUGACCCUCUACAAAAUACAACAAGGGUCACGAUUGAUCCAACAACAACAACAACAAAAUGGUCAACUUCCAGUUUUGCUUUUAAAAAACAUCACCUCUAAAACUACCCAUUGCCAACUUUGGAGAAAUCCGCUGAAUCGAAAAUGCCUAUAGAGUUAUAUAGGGAAAAUAUGGUUAAACAGUUCUCACGACUUAGUCUAUCAACAGAUCAACUUUCUUCCUACAUAUAUGUUAGGAUAAUUCUUGCCCUUGAAGAUGAUGGUUUUGUAUUAAUUGUAUGAUUUUUACAUUUUGGUCCUUUUUAAGUGUUUUGUUGGUCAUUAAAAGUUACAUUGAAAUAAGAAGGAGCUAAAAAUUGUUUUGCUAUUUAAAAUUAUAAUAGUCAUCCGAUCGCUUAGCUUCCAGCGGAUUUACGAUGCAGAAUUUUUUUCUCUUUCAAAUGCACUUUUCGAAAUAAUGAAUUUUUAAAUAUUUUUUGGUCCUUUUUGAACAUUUAUGUAAAUAUGGUCGACCCCGCGGCGUAUUCACAGCAGGAUAGAAAUAAUCCAUCGGUAAGGUUAUGACACUGGGUAUGACAUGUGCAACGAAGAUUGUCAAUUAUAGAAAUAUUAUUAUUACCAUAACUAUUUCGGAUUUUUCCCCUUUUAUCAUUAUUAUUUAAUUGAAAUUAUGUAUGAUACUCGAUAAUUCAUUUACAUUAGUAGUUAAGAAAUUUCAUAUAUUGUUUUUGUGUAAAAAAAGAAAGUAAUAUAUUUAGCAAAAAUGAUUCCCAAUCACUGUUACAGACAGUUAAAACGUAACACUUUUCUUAUAAAAUAUUAAUGUUUAAAGUUUCAUUGGCAAUUUUUUAAAUACAUAUGGGCUAUGAAACAUAAUAAAUAAGGGUAUUCAAAGAUAGUAGUUUACAGAUCUACAUCUAGUCAACAUGUUUUUUAGUAUUGCUUCAGUUCUAAUUCUUAAUGGUAAACAUUUUGGUCUACCAUUUUGCGCUCAACCAAACAUGUUUAUAAAUUUAGCGUAAAUAUAAUUAUUUUGAUUAGGCAAGAAAUGUCUUACAUGAAAUUUUGUCAGCAUAUUUUUAGUAGGGAGUGCACUUGGUUUUCAUAACGUGUCAAAAUGCCAUUUAAUCAACUUGUUGUUAUGGAAUAAAAGGGUAUACCUGUCUUAUUGUCAAUACAACAUUAAUGACAUUUUACUUGACUUGUAUCGUUAAAGACCGGUACUAAAUGAUAGCAACUGCAGUUAAUAUUUCUUUUUAGCUGUUUCUCUCCGAAAUUACACACCCAAUUUUGUGUUACACUGCUAUUAGAAAAAAUACCAAACUGUUAAAAUAAAGGUGUGGAAAUGGCCCCAAUUAAAUGUCUUGAUAAACGAUCAAUUAUAGAAAAAGACACGGAAUGUAAUUUGUAAAAGAAGUAAUUUUAUCAGAGAUGAUUUGAUAUUUCAGUACUUUAUCAACGAACGUUCCCCCUAUAGAACAGCUCUACCUAAUAAUGGCUAAAUCUAAAAUCGUCCAAAACUGAAAUUUUCUUUCGCAACUUAAAAUAAAAGGAUGGGUCAAAUUUAUGACCCUCAUAAAUUCUGUAUUUCUUAUACAACAAGGCAUUGAGAUUGAUCAACAACAACAACUAAAUGGCCGACUAACUGUUUUGCUUUAAAAAAAUCUCUGAAACUACACGGCCAAAUUCAAUGAAACUUUACAGGUAGCUUCAUUGCAUGACUCUUUCCGAAAAUAAAACAAGGCAUUGUCAUCAGUAAAGAUAUGUUUAAAUUGCAACAUAUUUAUUAAUGCUUUAUCACAGAGUUGUGGCCCUUUACUUAGUUGAGCGUUUUAGGGCCAUCAUGGACCUCUUGUGUUGCAUUGCGGUGUUUGUUAACUUAUUAUUUUGUCUUUUUAUCGCUUUUGACAGUCACAUAUUACAUCAUUUUUGUAUUAGUUUCUAAGACAAAGUUCUGUAUAAUAGAGAGUGCUCUCCUAUGACAGCUAUUGUUUAAAAUUGUUUCUAAUAAAAUUUGUCUUGA